Messenger RNA from Amaranthus tricolor (Joseph's coat), 1198 nucleotides. RefSeq names its product zinc-finger homeodomain protein 10-like. Bases 82 to 891 code for a protein of 269 amino acids. The record is from RefSeq and is a predicted model, not a curated record. The transcript has a single exon. Gene Ontology annotation, cellular component: nucleus. NCBI's taxonomy places the organism in Eukaryota, Viridiplantae, Streptophyta, Magnoliopsida, Caryophyllales, Amaranthaceae. Gene Ontology annotation, molecular function: DNA-binding transcription factor activity; transcription cis-regulatory region binding. Gene Ontology annotation, biological process: regulation of developmental process; regulation of DNA-templated transcription.
UAUUACUAACCUCCUUCUAAAUCUCCCUAUUUUCUCUUCUUUCUUCUUUAGCCAAACACACCUUAGUCCUUACCAAUAACCAUGGCUAUGGAUUUCAUUAGUGGGCCCACUCCUCAUACUCCUGACUCUGACACCGAUACUCCGCCGCAUGCUCCCCCUUCUAAGCGGGCCCACCACCAACACCAUCACGUGACUUACAAAGAGUGUAUGAAAAACCACGCAGCGAGUAUCGGAGGCCACGCGCUAGACGGGUGCUGUGAGUUUAUGCCCGGCCCGACUACAAACCCAUCAGACCCAACCUCUCUUACGUGCGCUGCAUGUGGUUGUCAUCGUAACUUCCACCGUCGUGACCCGGACGACCCGAUUCCUCUUCACCACCUUAUCCCAUCGGGUCAGAAAGCCCAAUCACCUCCUUCAGCUUCUCAGCUUCUUCUUUCCUUAAGCAGCCCGACUUCUGGUCCGUCGGAUCAUGAGAAUCUUCAUACUAACCCAACAGUUUUAGGAUACUACAACAACAAUGGCGGAAACGGACAAAAUGGGAAUUUCAAUUUUCAGAGUAAGAAGAGAUUUAGGACGAAAUUUAGUCAAGAACAGAAGGAAAAAAUGCAUGAAUUUUCUGAGAAAAUUGGGUGGAAAUUGAAGAAAGGAGAAGAAAAAUUAGUGGAAGAAUUUUGUAAAGAAAUCGGUGUUGAUAGAAAUGUGUUUAAAGUUUGGAUGCAUAAUAAUAAGCAUUCUUCAUCAAAUUCUAUUAAUUCUUCUCAAAAAAUACAGAAAAUUGGUAUUAAUGGAAAUAAUACUCCUAAUGGGUUGAAUAAUUGUGGUGUAGUUCUUAGUAGUCCUCUUGAGUUUAAUUUUGCUAAUGGUGGUGCUCAAAAAGCCAAAGCUCAAUAAUUAAUUAUUUAAUUAAUUAGUGCUCGUCGUUCAUCGUAGAUCCUAAGCUCGAAUAAAGGAGAAGGUUACGGGUAGAUUUGUGUUAAUCAGUUCAGUAAAAUAGAUUCGUGACAACCAGUUCAGUAAAAUUUAAUCUUUCUGCUAAGAUUAAUUAGAUUAAUUAUUUUCUCUUUAUUAUUAUUAUUGACUUUAAAUUAUUAUUCCUAUGUUGUUGCUUAAUUAAUUAAACUUUUUUGCACUUUUGUAGUGAUAAUAAUUAAUUAUCAUCAUUAAUUUCCUCAAUAACCAGACUUUUUGGUUCUUAUUA